CACUCAUCUGCCAUGAUGAAGUCUCAGAAAGAAGGCAGAAGCCUCACCUCAAGCACCAAGGAAUGGAGCCGGCUGUCUAUGGACUGAGACCUCUGAAACUAAGGUGCUUUUCGUCCUAUCUGGGUGCCUGAAUGCGCAAUCAGACAUGGAAGAGAUAGAACCGAGAUUCAAGCGACUGAAGAUCGACUCAGAGAAGCCCCCAUUCAAAAGGAAGAGAUAUCGAAAAAAGACGAAGAGAAACCAGAUUGACCCAGCCGAAAAGCUGAUUUCAUGGGAAGACGUGAAGAAGCUAACAACACAGGCUUCCCGAAUAAUUCGACUCCUAGGAAAGAACAGGACCCCAGUGAUGAUGGUAGCAACAGUAAUUGCCCUGCUGGGCUGUCAGGUAAAGGGGGAUCAAGUAGACACUUACUGGACAUAUUUCCCAGAUCCACCCCUGGUACACCCAGCUGUGUGGACUGGAGAAUCUAUUCCAGUGUUUACUAAUGACUCAUUCAUGAUGGGAGGAUUUACAGAUACUCAUAUUACUCCCAAUCAUGUGACUAGAUUUAAUUAUUCUGGCUACAAUGCCCAAUUACCUUUGUGUUGGUCCCAUGAUAAACAUGCUGGCUGUCUGAAAGUAUCAUUUGAGGAAAAGACAGCGAUUGGUAGACCUAGACUGACUAAUUAUUCUAUUUAUGGAGACUUAAAACCUUAUACUAGAUCAGUAAUUAAGAUGGGACUUUCCCAUAACAAACCAGUCAUUUCUACAAAACCUCCACGGAUACCCCACUGUCCAAAUAGUUCUACAAUUGAUAUUGGCACCUUUCCUAGAUGGAUGGAUUGUGUAAAUACUUUUCCUGUACAACAUAAGGUGUCUAAAGAUAGUGGGUAUAUUUUAGACUGCUCUCCAAAAAUUGAUAAGAGACAAUUAUGAAAAAAUUCUGCUGACACCUACAAGAUU
Molecule: messenger RNA, 943 nt
Organism: Marmota monax (woodchuck)
Lineage: Eukaryota; Metazoa; Chordata; Mammalia; Rodentia; Sciuridae
Exons: 2
Coding region: 146-916 (256 amino acids)
Source: RefSeq, a predicted model, not a curated record